UCAUUAUCGUUGUCUUAGAUAGUGCGUCGUUGAUCGAUGAAUUUUUUUUUCUCUAAAACCAGCUUCACCUGUUUACAUAAUGAUGAUGAAUGUGACCAACUCGGAAGAAGCUUUAAAAUCUUAUUGUAAAUCAAAAGGUUAUGAGAAACCAAUCUAUGAGAUUAUAUCGCGUGCUUCAACGCGUUUGGAUGAUAAUACCUAUCGCCAUAAACAUUAUAUUUGUUCGGUUACAGUGAAUGGAAAACAUCUGGCCAAUGGAGACGGUUUUAGUAAACGCAUUGCAAGAAAAAAAGCAGCAAUGUAUGGGCUACAAAAUCUUCGAAUUUUGGAGAUGAGCAAUUUUUUCAAUGUAUUCAGAGAUAUUCUACCACAACGUGCCAUUGGAUAUGGCCAACGAGAAUCAACAAACGUUCAAUUUAGCCCAUCCGUUGAAAUUGAAGAAAUGUUGAGCAUCGAAAAUGUUUAUAAUGAAAUUCGAUCACCGGCUGUACAAAAUAAUUGUCCAAAAUCUCCUGAUGAACAAUUGUCGACCAUAAAAGAAACAACAAAGAAAUCAACGACUGAUGGCAAUGAUGUUGACACUGUUGUUAUGGUAGGCGAAAAUCAACAUCCACCUACGAAAAUUAAUGAAACGAAUUCGAAUAGCCGUCGAGAUAGUGAUCCAUCACAGGAUUUAAUUCUGGCUGCUAUUGCCAAAUUGAGAAGCUAUGAUGAAGUGGUAGACGAGAUAAAAACUCAUCAUAAUGGUAACAACAACAAUGAUAAGGAUAAACAAGAAUCCAAAGUGAUAAAAUUUAUUGUCAAAGAAAAUGUUGAACAAAUGCAACAAGUAACGAAAGAAAUUCUCAAUUUAAAUCUCGAUGGCAAUAAUAAUAAUAAUAAUAAUAGUGAUGAUGAUAAUGGCAAAUCUAUCGAAUAUAUUGAUGAUGUUCGUUGUUCUCCAUUGGAUAUGAAAACGGUGCUCAUGGAAAAAAUUAAAUCAAGUUCUUCCGGCAAAACGGAUGAAAAAAUCUACAAGAUUUAAAUAUAAUAACAAAUGACAACAUGUCAUUCAUCAAUUCGAGAAACUAAUUUAAUAUUUAAAAAAAUCUGAAAUAAAAUUCAAAUUUUUUCAUUUAGAA
Dermatophagoides farinae (American house dust mite) is the source of this 1121-nucleotide messenger RNA. RefSeq lists its product as uncharacterized. NCBI's taxonomy places the organism in Eukaryota, Metazoa, Arthropoda, Arachnida, Sarcoptiformes, Pyroglyphidae. The record is from RefSeq and is a predicted model, not a curated record.